Messenger RNA from Punica granatum (pomegranate), 1597 nucleotides. Lineage: Eukaryota; Viridiplantae; Streptophyta; Magnoliopsida; Myrtales; Lythraceae. The record is from RefSeq and is a predicted model, not a curated record.
UGGGAGCGAAGAGAGGCAAAGGGCCAGAGAAAUGUGUCCGCCACAAUGGAAGCGGCCCCGAACUCUUUCUCGGAAGCUCUAGGGACUGAUGUGGUCGCUGGUGCAGCUCAAAACAUAAAGAGAUCUUGUCCUUCGGGGGUCAAAUUCCUUCGUUCAUUUCGAAGCUUGAAGAGUACUCCUUCGGGAAUGGGAAGGGUGACAAGGUGGCUGAGAGGCUUCUUCGGGAUGAACAAUGACAGACAAGAUGUUGUCGACAAUGUAUGCCCCGCUUCUUCUGGCAACAAGAGAGAGUACAAGAAGUGGUUGAGCUUCAACAAGCCUGGAAAGGACCUGAACACUCACUCCCUGUCCAGUGAUAUUCCGGCAAACGGCUCUUCUGUUGUUGCGCAGCAGGAGGAACAUGAGGAGCAGCAGCAGCAGCACAGCUGGCAAGUGAAUGGGAUGGCCAUGGCUGCAACCCUGGACGCAGCGGUGGCUACUGCUGAGGAAGCAAUGGCGGCAGCCAAGGCCGCUGUUGCUGAUGCAGUGGCAGCGGUGGCAGUCCUGAGGCUUUCUGUGGAUCAGAGGGGAGGGGCUCUGUCCACCAUGUGUGGAAAGGAAGAAGUCCUUGCUGCAGUGAUGAUUCAGAGUGUUUUUAGAGGCUUUCUGGCCAGGAAAGCCCUGAGAGCAUUGAGAGGGCUAGUGAGGUUUCAAGCAGUGGUUAGAGGCUAUCUGGUUCGAAAGCGUGUCAGGACGGUACUGCAGUGUAUGCAGUCCCUGAUCACCACCCAAACCAGGGUUCGGUCCCAGAGAGCUCGACAAUUUAUCGAUAAGGAGAGGCAACACCCACUUGAGAACUGGUCCUGUCCACUGAAAGCUGUGACGAAUCGACAAAGCAUAUUCUGCAGCAAGGGGCAUCCUGGUUCUUCAGAAAUCUCGGUAGGUUGCCCCGAAAUGGUCAAGAGUGAUUCAAUCAAGCCCAAAUCAUCCCACCGAUUGUGGACAACCGAUUAUGUGGAGCUAUCACUUGGAGUUGGACACCCAUCGGGUCCCAGUUCUUUUGAAAUCUCAGUAGAUAAUUCCCCCAAAGUGGUUGAGAUCAGUUCAGUCAAGCCCAGGUCAUCCCGUCAAUUGUGGGCAACCGAUAGUCAGGAACUGUCACCCGGAGUUCUCACACGCGGUUGUGGGCAGCCAUUGGAUUUGGAGUUGUUGCAAGGAAAAGACUAUGGAAGUCGGUUCAACAGUACAUGCCAUAGCACUCACAAGUUGCCUAACCUGGCUAAGAGAGAGGACUACUCAGGCUCCGGCCUCGCCUAUAAUCAGAAGCAUGACCUGAAUAUGAAGUCGUUCAGGGCCAUAGUUGUGCCCUGAAGGACAAAGUUGUAGCAAUCUAGUAGUGUUUGCAUACCUCACAUUACACUUAUGAGAUUAUUUGUAUAUUCUCUCCAUAUAUAAUGAUAGAUUAUAUGGUGGUACAUAUCACAUAUAUUUCUUCAGCUUAUGCGAUCAAGAGGAUAAAAAUCGAAACUCCUCUCGAGUACUUCAUCUUAUUACUGAUGUUUUCUUUUUCCUGUUUUUAGCCAGAAGUUGUUUUUGAUGUUGAACCCGACUACUUUAU